Messenger RNA from Erigeron canadensis, 1424 nucleotides. RefSeq lists its product as uncharacterized. Bases 381 to 1061 code for a protein of 226 amino acids. The record is from RefSeq and is a predicted model, not a curated record. The transcript has 4 exons. NCBI's taxonomy places the organism in Eukaryota, Viridiplantae, Streptophyta, Magnoliopsida, Asterales, Asteraceae.
UUCUCUGACCACUAAAUAUAUUCAAACAAAAAGGGUUGAAUAAACUCAACCAAGUACCAACCCGCAUACAAAUCGACAAAUUUGACAUUUAAUAUGGUUCUUAUUAUUAUGAUCGAAUAUACCCUUUUUCCUACAUCAACAUAUAUAACCUUCAACCCCUUUUUCGAUCUCCCUACAUUCACCGGAAUUUUCUAACAAAAAAUCGGAACAUAUAGCUCAAAAACGGUAUUGGGGUGUCCCAUCAACUAAAAGUACUAAUAACCGAAGAAAAUACCGAGAACUAACGUUGUACCACCAAUUAAGUGCGUACCAGCAAUUAAAGGUUGCGAGUCCAAGUCUCAUUUGCAGUCGUUUGUUGAAAAAAAAUAACUACGACCACGAUGGGUGCAAUACGUUUAAUGGGUACAUUGAGGCCAUCUCGAACCAUUUACACCACGUCCUCAUUGCAAACACGGUUAAAUUUAGUUAAAAUGAAGUGUAUGAGCAAUGCUAGUGGGUUUAACAUAAUAGAGAAAAAUAAAAUCGUCAGAUGUGAUGGAGAAAGAAAACAAGUGGUGGUGUUAACCAAGGCCGCCACCUGCUCUGAGGUGGCUCUGAAGUACUACGAUGUGCCUACACAAACCGAAGUAAGUAAAGUACUAGUCGACGUGGCUACUGUGGUUGUGAUUGUAAGAAUUGCGGUCUUGCAGAGGCUAAGGAUGGUUACAAGAUACAGGUCAUUAUGGAGAACAGCUGUUCAAAUGUAUAUCGAAAAGGCGAUGAUUGAUUGCCGGUUUUUCACUAUGUUUGCUGUAGGAGGAACCUUGCUCGGUUCUGUUUUGUGCUUUUUGGAGGGAACAUAUUUGGUUGUGGAAUCGUAUAUGCAAUAUUUUAAAUCUUUGUCACACCAUUCCGACCAUGGGCAAGUUAUGCAGCUCCUAAUUGAAGCAUUAGAUAUGUUCUUGGUUGGAACCGCGAUGCUCGUGUUUGGAAUGGGAUUACAUGUCAUGUUCGUGGGAUCAUCACAUAGAUCGCAACUUCCGACUUCAAACAUUUUUGGAAAUUUCUACAUGAAGGAGUGAAAUCGGCCACCCAAGCAAAGUCGAUGAUCGGGUAUGCUUUGAUGUUGUUGCUUCAAGUCGGAGUGUUGGAGAAAUUCAAGAGUGUGCCUUUGGUAACUGGAUUGGAUCUAGUGUGUCUUGCCGGGGCCGUAUUUGUUUCAUCAGCCGGUUUAUUUAUACUUUCAAAACUUAAUGUAGUUGCCUGAAUUCAAUAGAUAUAGGAUCCUUUUGGUUAAUAGAAACACACAAGUAAAACGCAAAUAUGCAAUUCUUCAUGGGACAUGGAUCAAUUUUGUAGAUAGGUUAUAGUUUAUUUUUGUAAAAUUUGGAAAAUUGUUCACGAAUAUUGUUGGUAUUUAUAGAUACAUGAGGUAUAUUUGAUUA